UUGGCGGUAGCGAGUAUACGACGACGACUGCGAGACAACGUAUCGACGACGAGCGACGACCUGUGAAUGUUUAUUGAAUAUUGUCUGCCGUCGUGGUUUCAACGUUUUUCAGUUGAUAACAGUAACGCAAAUGCCGUUGUAAAUGGUAAAAUUAACGUGGCGUUAAUGUUUUUCGGAUUCAAAAAAAAAAAAAUACCUUACCGCUUUUUGAAAAGAAUAAAAUAAUAAACAAAAGUGAUUUUGAGAAAGAAGUAUUGAAAAAAUAAUUUUUUGUGAAAAAGUGAGAGCAAAAAUCUACGUAUAAAAUUUGGAUACAAAUUGUUUAGUGAUUAAGAAAUUUUUUUAUCAGCAAUUUCGCGAGCUGAUAAAAAGUUCGUGGUAGUGUUUUAAAACGGAUUCAAAAAACCAAAAUACACACAGAGUGGAUAAUUUCGUCAAAAUUGUGGAAGCAAUUAAAAUGAAGACUGAGCUGCGGUCGUGCGCAGCGUGUGGAGAGCCAAUCUCGGAUAGAUACUUUCUUGAGGUUGGCGGAUGCUCCUGGCAUGGGUCCUGUUUACGAUGUUGUGUGUGCCUAUCGCCUCUGGAUCGACAGCAAUCUUGUUUCAUCCGCGAACGACAAGUGUAUUGCAAAACAGACUAUGGAAAAAAUUUUGGAGCAAAAUGUUCAAAAUGUUGUCGAGGAAUUUCAGCAUCAGACUGGGUGCGUCGUGCAAGGGAUUUGGUAUUUCAUUUGGCAUGUUUCGCGUGUGAUUCAUGCGGGCGACAGCUUUCGACUGGGGAGCAGUUUGCCUUGAUGGAAGAUCGAGUGUUAUGCAAAGCUCAUUACCUCGAAACAGUGGAGGGUGGAACAACGUCUAGUGAUGAUGGCUGCGAUGGUGAUGGUUAUCAUAAAAGUAAAACGAAACGAGUUCGAACAACAUUUACCGAAGAACAAUUACAAGUUCUACAAGCUAAUUUUCAAAUUGACAGCAAUCCCGAUGGUCAAGACCUAGAACGGAUAGCUUCAGUGACGGGCCUAAGUAAACGGGUAACACAAGUUUGGUUUCAAAAUUCCAGAGCAAGGCAGAAAAAACAUAUUCAUGCUGGUAAGAAUAAAAUGCGUGAGCCUGAGGGAAAUUCAUUUGCUCGACAUAUCAAUCUACAGCUUACGUAUUCGUUUCAGAACAAUGGUCAGAAUCCGAUGCAGUUAAAUGCGAACAAGUCUUCGCUCUACCCCGCCCACGAAUCCUCUAUGGAUGAGAUGUCACAAGAUUCCUCAAUGCAUUGUAUGCAAAGUGAAGUGUAAGACGUCCAAAAACCUAUCUAUUUAUUUAACUUCAAAAUUCGUGUCGUAUCCUAGUCAAAAUUUAUGGACCUUUAUAUUGUAUAGAUCUUUGCAUUUUGAAGCAUAAACUAUAAUAAACCUGGUGAGCAUAUAGCGUCUCAAAGAUGAUCUCACAGCCAGAACACACAAAAAAACACACAACAAACAUACAUUCCAUUCAAGUACUUUUUAUUCGCAGCAGAAAAGAACAAUUGAUGCUCUUUAAGUUAAAAAUAUAAUUAAUUAAACUUAUCGUUAAGAACUGGUCCAGUAUUAGUAACUAAACAUACAUUUUAGACAUUAAACUUUUUCUUUAACUUUUGAAAAUAUCUUCGCACAGAAAAAAAUCAAAUCAAAACAAAACAAACAAUCUGUAAGAUAUUUAUUCUUGUACAAAGCACCUUUAUAAAAAUGUAUAAAUAUCUUGUUUUAUUAAGCUCUUUA
Molecule: messenger RNA, 1747 nt
Organism: Eupeodes corollae
Lineage: Eukaryota; Metazoa; Arthropoda; Insecta; Diptera; Syrphidae
Gene: Awh
Product: LIM/homeobox protein Awh
Exons: 6
Coding region: 458-1285 (275 amino acids)
Biological process (GO): neuron differentiation; regulation of transcription by RNA polymerase II
Cellular component (GO): nucleus
Molecular function (GO): RNA polymerase II transcription regulatory region sequence-specific DNA binding; DNA-binding transcription factor activity, RNA polymerase II-specific
Source: RefSeq, a predicted model, not a curated record